CGCAACUUGUAUCGCCUGGUGUCUUGCUUUCAACUAGAGGGUUAAUGGCGUUAACGGUGCGCAGUUACCACGCUUCACUUUUCGGCAAGCAAGAGCGCUCGGACUGCACUGUGUCAUUCUAUGUCGAGAGGAAUGAUACAUGCUGUACCCGGGCAGAGAAGCAGCAAAAGCUUGCAGCAAACCAGUGCCCUGGCACGGCUUCCACCCGAGUAGGAGACCUGCUGCCCGCACACCAGAUUAUCCUAUGCCCUGGAUCAGCCUAUUUCCAAGCACAGCUGGAUAGGUGGUCUGCGGAGCAUGAGCGGGGCAGCAAGCCGCUGUUGCGUGUAACGCUAGGGAGCAAGGAGGACCUGCCCCAUGCUACUAGGGCAAUCCGCUUUAUCUACACCGGCGAGCUGGAAACAGCCACAGCCAGCGACCUGCUGCACGUUCGGCGGUUGGCUUGCUUCUUGCAAAUCGAUGACUGCACAAGCGCUUGCGAGGCAAGCCUGCUAGCGCUGAUCGCUUCACCACAAAAGGACAGCAACGGUGCAUGUAGCAGCAGCGGAUUGCUGGCUGGUCUUUCGGAGUUAUACUCAUGCCGCGAGCUGCUGCCUCAACCGGACGAAGAUGCGGGCGCGGCAAGCUUCUUGGACCGACUGUUUAACGCUUGUCGGGAAACGCUAUCGCAGCAUUUCCGCAGCAGCGCUGGUGCAGGACCCGCUAGCAAGACCGAGCUCCUCAUUUGGCUAUACCCAGACGCGCCCUAUGUGCUGCGCAAUCCCUCCGUUCGGCGGCACGUGCUUUCACUGCCCUUUAGCGCUAUGUUAGCGCUGCUGGGCAGCACGGCCUUCGCAACCGACAGCGAGGCUUCCGUGCUGCUGAUGCUUUCGGAAUGGCUGGAAGACAACAUCCACACCAAGAAGUACGAGUGCAUCGCGCUUUGCAAGCUGCUCCGGCUAUGCCAGCUGGAUCGGGGCUUCCUCCUCGGAAUCCUGCCGGAACUCCGGUGGUUCCCCAUCACCUUGUACGAGUGCUACUUCUUGCAGCAAUAUGCCAUGGCGGCCGAGGCCGUGCGCUAUAUGCUGGCAUCGGAAGCAAGGGGGAAGUACGAUUGCACCUCGGCCUGGUACAACCCCGAGCCUCGGCCACGUCCAAGCUUUGGCGUAGCACCUAGCAGCACCACUGUCACCAGCAACGGCACCCACUGGAACUAUGGCCCCAGCAGCCCCAGCUGCUGGAACUAUGGCCCCAGUAGCCCCAGCUACUUGGACUAUGCUCCGUACUACAAUCCGUACUACAAUCCGUACUACAAUCCGGGCAUCAGCUUCAGCAGCAGCAGGCGUUACGAGUGGUACAUUAAGCAGGAGGACUUGGAGAAGCAGCUGGCCGAUAUGGAAGCUGGAACUUCCUAUCAGGUUGGGAUUGUUGGCAGCUUCAGCAGCGGCGUAUCUCACCUGGUGGUGAAUGGCUUGGCGCUGCGCCCAGUCCUAAAGUACUAUAAAGGCGGGUCUGGGGUAUCCGUGGUCGUGGAGGGCUCUUUCCCUGCCGGCCUGCGCCUCCCCAACCCGAAGGAGCUGGUGGUCACGCUGGACCCCUUUGCGGUCGGCAUGGAGGUCUACCGCUGGGCCGAGAACGGCAGCCGAACGGAUGCCUGGUGCACAGACAUUACGGUGGCUAACGUGCCGCUGUCUGGCCUCAACGGUAAAGCCGGUCAGGAGUUUGGCUUGCUUGGUGGGGUUCCGCUGCUCGCUGCUGCGGGGGCGGCAGCGGCUGGAGCAGCGCCGGUAGCUACUGCUUCCGCUACGGCAGCGGCUGAGGCGCCGGCUGCUGCUGAGGCGGCCGCUGCAGCUGAGGGUUCGGCGGCCAACGGAGCCAAUGCUGCCGGUGCUGCCGGCCUGCUGGCGCGGUGGGCGCCGUACCUGCAUGAGGGCAGGAUCACGGGAGCUCUGGUGUGCAGGUGGUAGGGGGUUGCUGUUGGAUGGGGGAGGCGGUGUAGAAGCCCAUGUGGUGGGACGUGCAUGGUGCACAGUGCUUGAAGUGCAGUCCUGGUGUGGAAUGGCUGGUAGGUGCCUCGGGAUGGGCCUGUAGCUGCUGACAGGGAAGGCGAGCCCGCAGGGGUCAAGGGAAGAUGAGUGGGGUGCAUGGGUGGUGUAUGAGUGGUGUGCAUGGGUGCUCUUGGUGAGGUAGGCAACGUGCCAUCGCAACACGGUAGAGCGCGCGUUUGGUAGGCUUCAUUACCAUCGUUAAGAGUACCAGACGCAGGAUGUUUGCGUGGUGCUGGCAGCGUAGCUUGAGAGCUGCAUGUGUGUGCGUGGCUACUGCUGUUCAUUGGGGAGCGCUUCUGGCGAUCUACCUACUGGACUUCUAGGUAGGGUAUAGCUUUCAGUCUGGGCUUAGUUUAGCUUAAAUAUUUUGGAGGACUUGGAAAUUGUCCAGUUGCAGAGCUGUUGCUGAGAUGUAUUGUGGGGAUGGUGGUAUUGUGCCCUGUAUGUUGAGUAGCUGCAGGUAGCCAGGUAGACAGGCUGCACUGUUAGGUAGCAUCCGUGAAUGAAAUCCUUAGUCGGAAAUUCUAAGUGUGAAGCAAUUGGUGUGCGCCAAUGUGCAUCACCAAGAGCGACCGUACUUGCGUCACUAGUACGCGCAAACGUCGUCAUGCAUUGCCAUGCAUGUGUACUUAUUUAGAGGGUUUGAUCAGAGCUGGUUAAUAUACGCUUCGGCCAUUAUCUGCCAGCUAGGAGAGUUACGCAUUAAUCGUUCACGUGGAAGAGUGGGGUGGACGUUUCAGGGAACUCCAUAUUCAAGCAUUGGGCUGUGUGUUGUUUGGGUGGGUGCGUAGAGUGGUGUUUUGUGCGACGAGUGUGGAGUGCCCGGGGACAUGGUCCCUACACAAACCUGGCUGCAAACGCUUGGUGGAGAGUCACGAGGUCCUGUGAGGAUAUUAGUAAGCUGAAUACGGAGACGCAAUCCAUGAUGACGAUUGUUACAAGUUGGCCGUACAGCAGGGUACGGAAACGGUAACCUCUUACGGUGGUAACGGUAUUAACGUCUUUAACCAUGUUGACAAAUACGCC
Molecule: messenger RNA, 3053 nt
Organism: Astrephomene gubernaculifera
Lineage: Eukaryota; Viridiplantae; Chlorophyta; Chlorophyceae; Chlamydomonadales; Astrephomenaceae
Source: the annotation of a GenBank genome assembly